AGUUUUCGUGGUUACGGACGAUUGUUGUAAAGUUUAAUUUUACUUACCACUACUACAUACUUAAACUAUGUAACAAGUUUACUUAAUUAUACAACCUGUUUAACUUUUGGUUUUCGUGCACAGCAUAAAUGUAACCAAUACUACUAUCUAAAAUAACCAAGUGCUUUUUGACGGUUAAGCCUCUUUAUAUUUUUAUUUUUUGUUAAUUUCAUAUUACUUCUGGUUCACACGAGCAAUUGGUGGCUUAUUGAUUAUUUACCACCUAUGCUGCUCUAGUGAGGAAAUAUGAACAGGUCGGACCUCGAGAUCUAAAAACACGAUUGAGUUCAUUGAGCUUGAAAGUUUCCAUGAUUUCAUUUCAUAUAGCACCUACAGUUUUGUACUAACUAACCUCAUUAAAUUCCAUUCCAUUCCCCAUUUCGUACAAAAGGCUUUUGUUAAAAAAAAAAUUUUUUGGGCUAUAAAUUGCCUUUGCUUACCCAAUGGACGAAUCAAACAACUAAAAUGACAAACGUCAAAUACGUAAACGUAACUGUCAAAAUCGGUUCAAUUUUACGAGUCGACGAAAUUUGUUAUUGUUGAUAUUACGUACUUAUUACAUAUUGGCUUAUUGUUUUCCUGAGAAAAUAGUAAACUUUCUAUGAAAUAUGAAAAAUUUUCCAGUGUUUGUAUUUCCUGUUUCCUUAGAAUUUUACCUUAACGCUAGACACACUCAUAAACAGUUGUUAACUGUUUACAAUCCUUAUGAUUUCUCUGUAAAUUUCAAAGUAUUAUGUACGUCACCAAACAAGUUUACAGUCAUCGACCCAGAGGGUGUGAUCGCUCCACAAAGCUGUAUUGAUAUUGUCGUACGUUACACACAACCAUCUGUUUCACAUUGCGACACAAUAGAAAAAUUCAGAAUAACUAUGUUUGACAGAAAUACUCAGCAGGCUCUGGGAAAAAGAGACAUUCCAACCAAACUUAUUGAAGGUGAACCAUCAAGUACAAACCAAGAAAGCUUUGGUGAAAACUUUCAUCCAAUAGCAUCCAGAGCUGCACCAAUUAGACCUACUGAGGAUCAUACAAAAAUCUCAUGUAAUCAUACAGGACACCACAGGGAGCAUCAACCAACAAACAUGGUAGCAGUGGCAGUGAGUAUAUGUUGUAUAGCUGCAUUGCUAUUACCAACACAACCAGAACAAGCGGUAAAGUCACAGUGGCCUGACUGGCUUCAUAUUGGUGCCAAUCUUAAGCUAGUCUUCUCAUUUGUGCUCGGCCUUGUGAGCAUGCUUGUUUUGAGACCAUAGAUUCAAAUUAUAAUAUGUACAGCCUUAAAAAUAUGGGUUAUACAGAAAUAGACUUGAAUAUUGAAUAGUUAUAAACUUUUUGGUGAUAGUGACAGACUCCAUUCAUAUAAUUUAAAUGAAUUUAUUGAAAGGUAAACUUUGAGUCAAAAUUAGUUUCGUAAAUUACACUAUGUCAUAUUUUAUACAUAAUAAUGGACUACAAUUAGUUUUAGUACACAAUGUACCUUAAAGCACAUGUAUAGUUAUACUUUCAUGGCAUAAAUGGCAUAUUAUUAAUUAUGUAACGUACAUGACAGAAAUAAGAUAUUCUUUGAUUAUCCUUUUCACAUAAUGUUCUUUCAUAGUUUCUUUCAUCUACCUUUUUGUAACCUAAAAUAUUAUUAUUUUUAAUUAUUCGUAUCUGAUUUAUAUUAACUUUGUUUUCCUUCUUAAUAUCAUAAUGGUAUAUUUUCAAGCAAAAUAAACAUGUUUAUAAAUGUAAUAAAAUUACAGGGUAAAUGGAUUUAAUUAGACAAUUGGUUUGUAAAUAUUUUAUAACUUAAACUAUGUUAGUUUUAAGUUAAUUUUUACUAUUUUAUCCUUUGAUGAUUGAGUGCUGCUUCAUUAAUAAUUUGGUUGUGGUGCAAUAUUUAAAUAAAAAUGGUGCUAGAAGUGUAAUUGAAUUCAACGGUGUGGAUAUUUUAAUAACAAUAAAUCAAAGAUAUAUUGCAGCUACUAAAUCUUAUAUGCAUUAUAUAUUUUUUGCAUUUAAUGAAAAAAUCCUAUGCAUUUCAUCAAGUCAAACCAUUACUACACUGUGUAGUUUGCAGCACAAAUUUUAGUUUAACUAAGUUUAAUAUAUUUCUGUGAUUUGGGACCAUUAGCUGUGCAAACAUUGAUGCCAAAUAAAUUUGUAAAACAAAAAA
Bombyx mandarina (wild silkworm) is the source of this 2194-nucleotide messenger RNA. RefSeq names its product motile sperm domain-containing protein 1-like. NCBI's taxonomy places the organism in Eukaryota, Metazoa, Arthropoda, Insecta, Lepidoptera, Bombycidae. Gene Ontology annotation, cellular component: cytoplasm. The record is from RefSeq and is a predicted model, not a curated record.